AUGGGUUUGAAGUUAGUAUUAAUGUGGUUAUGUUGUGUUCUGGUGUGGUUUGGUUUGGUAUUGGGUAAUACUAACCCCGCUACUAACCCAGAUGAAAUGAAGUUAAAGCCAAGUAGCAAAUUAUGGUCUUGUUUAGCUCGAAUAUUGUUAGAAGAUAGUCCAUGCGUAGAAAGGGAUGUUUUUGAUUUAUCUGGCCUAGAUAACUUCAAUAGCGAAAUGUCACAACACCAAAUACACAUUAUGAGGAAAAGAAUGACUACAUGUUUGGAAUGGAUGCGCAUAAUGGUUCAACCUUUGGUAGGAAACCGGUUGAUAGAAUCUCGCAAUCCAGAUGGCUCCAUAGGCUGGAUUCUUGAGAUGAAUUCAAAGAAGGAUCGAAGGCAAAUGCUAAAAGACAUGCAGGUAAUGAAACUACUAGACUAUUUGCGUAAAUUGACAGGAAUACCAGGCGUACGUGAAGUCGUCGACAUAUAUACCGGCCAGGCACUGAAAAUAAGAAUUAACGGUUUUCAUAUUCUCCCAACUCCCAAACUAACUCUCAACCCAACUAGUACUAAGCCAAAUGAGGAAUCAACAAUCUACCAAAAGUGUCUAGAAGGCUUAAAGCCCCUGAAAAAGAUCACCAGUCCGAAUCAGAUAAGAAUUUUCGGACAAUCAAUCGAUUAUGAGAUACUAACCCAACUUGAACUGUUAUUGUUUCUACUGCGGAUCGCGGAUACUUCUAUAAUCAAAUUAGACUGGAUAGACAUGAGUAUGGCCUCGUUUGAUGUGAAAUCAAUAUAUAGAUUUAGACCUUUACUGGAGGACAUCCCCGCGAAGCUGAAAAAGAAUGAACUUGUUAUUAAGAUCAUUAGUGCAUGUAAUAAUGUGUUUUGGAACGCCUUCCUUGAUUUGCUCGGCGAAAAAUACGAUAUUAAAACGAAACUGGUGGAAGCUUAUCCACUAGUGUCGCCUAAUGCCAACCCAACUUAA
Molecule: messenger RNA, 972 nt
Organism: Nematocida homosporus
Lineage: Eukaryota; Fungi; Microsporidia
Exons: 1
Coding region: 1-972 (323 amino acids)
Source: RefSeq, a predicted model, not a curated record